CCCAACUUUUAAUUGAUAAUUUUGUUUGUAUCGAAAACAAAAUAAUAAAUGUGUAAUAUUAAGAAAUAUGUGUGGAAAACUCGUAGCACCCCAUUAAAGCGGAAAAAUAAGUGAUGCUUUGCCUCCAGAAAAGAUCAUAGAUUCCGAAUAGAUGUGUCCAAUUUGAUGGAUUUUUUUAAGGCUUAUACGGGAUGGUGACUCAAAAACUGUUAUAAUGUGAAUAUGCCUAAUCUUGACUAAACUGUGUCCUGGAAUCACAUUGCACUUGUAUCGAAAAUGUCCAAUAUAAAAAGUGUGAAUUUCUAUGAUUUAUGCCGUGUGUGCACAACAACAGCAACAAUGGAAAAGAUUGAUAUAUUCUCUGCUGAAGGCAAAUCAAAAAAUUUGAACAGCAAAAUGAAUGAAUGUUUACCAAUAUUGGUCGAGGAGACGGACCGCUUGCCCAAGGUUAUAUGUCAACAAUGCGUCAAUUUAUUGGACAACUUUACAGAGUUUCGAAACAUUUGUCGAAAUUCUCAAAUUAUGUUAAACUCAUGCCUAGAAUCUUCUGAAAAUGGUGGCGGUGGUAAAGUUUUAAUUAAGGACAUCAUAACUUCAGGCGGCAAAAGCACUAGUGUACUUAAUAAUGUAACCAACUCACUGGCGAUUCAACAGUCAGCAGCGCCAAUUUUUUCGCAGACGCAUCAACAAAUACCCAUACAACCGCCUCCAAUUUUUUCAUUGCAAGGAUCCAAUCUUGUGGCACAAACUAUGCCAACUACCAUACAAAAUCAAGAUUUGAAUGCAAUAAUGCAAGCAGUUGCCAUGCAGUCAAGUGAAAACUCGAUUAAGCCAGAAAAACCAUCAAUUCCUCAAUACACCAUUACGGUGGACAAUUCUGCUCAGCAGUCUUUGUUGCAGCAACAAACGAAUCAAACCUCAUUUCAAGCUGCUAAGGAAAAAGAAACAAAGAAUACUGCUUUGGAAGAAUUUUUAAAGCUAAAGCCCAAUAUAAAGGUAACACCAAUAUCAAAAAAACCAGGGCAACAGGAACAACUGCUACAGCAGCAGCAGCAGCAGCAGCAACAACAACAACAACAACAACAACAACAACAGCAGCAGCACCACCAGCAGCAACAGGAGCAAAUGGUACAACUGCAACUACAGCAAUUGCAGCAACAACUACAAUUGUUAACAUCGCAGUUGCAACCUCAGCAAAUCACAAUCACUGCUCCACCAUUGCAGACUCCCAUCAAUUCAACAAUUUCUGCAUCAGAUAAUAAUACAGCAAUGUCCACGUCCGAUGCCGAAGAUUCAAGUCCUUCGAAAAACAAAAAGCCAAAAUUUAAUUUUAUACUAACACAACCACAGCCUACAAUGCCGGCGAAUAGUGCAACAACUCUUUCGGCCACUUUGCCGCAGCUUGUUAAUCCAUCUCAGAUUCAAUUUCAACUGCAGCCUACGUUACAGCAACCCAAUACCACGGCAACAUUGUUGUCAAACUUGGCUCCGCUGUUGCAACCACAAACACAACACAUAAAUGCCCUUCUGCAGAGUCAGUCUCUGGCCCAAAGUGCACCGAGUUUCCUGCCUAUAACCAUAAAAGAUGAAAAUACCGAUCAACAAUAUGUGGCCCAUAUAGAUGCUAAGAAUUUCCUUUUGCCCACGACAUAUCAGCUACAAAUGAAGUUACAACCACAAAUAACGGGCCAGCAAAUUAUGCAACUGGCACCAACAUUACAACUCACUACAAAUCCUUCUUUUCCUGGUGUAACUUCUCUUAAUAGCAAUAUUUCUUCGCUGAACAGUAACAGCCAAUCUCUGCCGGUACAGAUUGCCUCAACACAAAUACAACAACAACAACCUUUAAUAAGCAAGCAACACAUAAUAACGACGACAAAUCAACAACCAUCCACAGAAUCUAAUCCUCCGCUAUUGAAACAACCCACAUCGGCUAAAAAUAUAGAAAUCACUUCACAACAAAUCAUCAAUCCAGGCAAUAUAAAACAGGAACCGCAAACAACGUCAGAUGCAGAGCAGAACCAGAAAAGCACCGAGUCGGGCGAAAACAUCAGUCGUCCAAAAUAUAAAUUAGCCCAAUCGGCUGGUGGCAAUUCCAUUGAAAUUACACCCACCACAAGUUUCACACAGAAAAUAAUGCAACAAGUACAGGAACAGCAACAACAAAAGCAUCAGCAAAAAGUCUUAACUGCCGCUGCAGCUGUAACACAGCACGGUGGCAUAACAGUUCAACGUAUAAAUGCCAAAACAAAUCAAAAUGCUGCACCCGCAUCGAAUGAAACCCAUGUGCAAUCUUCUAAACCCGCCAAUCCGCAGUCAUCACAGGCAAACUUGCCAAAAUUGCCCAUUCUGAAUAAAAAUAACAUUACAAUAAGUCGUGUCGUCUCCAUAAAUCAGCCGGGACAAAACAAACAGCCUAUGCCGAAUAACAAUCAAACCAUAAAAGUAACACCCAAAACGAUAGGGAGUACAACAACAAAUGUGAAAACUGUAACCCAAAUACAAAAGCCGCGUCAAUCUUUGCCAACAACUCAACAAAAGCCACCACAACAAACUAAAUCUCUGGCUAAUACAGCGCCGGCGGCAAAACAGCAGCCAAACCAGUUUCAAACACAAAAAUCCCAGGUCCUGUCCAAUAUUCCCAACACAACCGUAAGAUUUUCGCCGACGAAAAAAAUCAUGAAGAAAAUAGAAAAACCUCCAGCACCCGAAGCCGCUAAUCCUGUCGAACAAAAUACUAGUAGUACAACACAUUCAAAUGUUAGCCUCAUUGAGGAACCCCUCCAUGGACCGGAUAUUGUGGAUAAUAGAUCCCUAACGGACACGGGCCAAAAUGCCAUUCAGAAUAAUAAUAUAGAGUGUUCUCAAUGCGGCCGUGCCUUUAAAAAGAAAGAGCAUCUAACGCAACACUUAAAACUGCAUACUGGCAUACGACCAUUUAAGUGCAAUGAAGAAGGUUGUCCCAAGGCAUUUCAUCGAAAGGAACAUCUGUUACGACAUUUGGUGUCGCAUUCCGGAAAAAAGAUGUUCAGCUGUGACAUAUGUCAAAAGCCAUUUUCACGCAAAGACAAUCUAAGCAAGCACAGAAAAAUUCAUGGUGAAACCAACACAAACAAUUAUGACUGUGAGAUUUGCCACAAAUCGUUUGUUGUAAAGGCCUACUACAUACAGCACAAACUAUUGCAUAAAACAAAGGCCUUGCCACUACUCGAGGAGAAUCAUAAACCUGAGGAGGUUGAAGAGACAAAUGAAGAUGAUGACCACAGCGAGGAAAAGGAAACACAAAAUACAAGCGAUUAUCAAAAUCAGGCAUCGAUUGUUGCCCAAGCUGCUGCGGCCAUUUCUCAGCAACAGGAACAAUUGCAAAAACAGCAGCAACAGCAGCAACAGACUUUGCAGCUGGUACAGCAACAACUACAGCAAUUGCAAGGCCAACCACAAAUAAUGCAAUUGCAACUACCCUCAUCGAUGGUCACCACACAAAGCGGCAAUACCAUAACCAUACAGACCUCCACCGAUCCCAAUGCAAAUACUUUAAAAGCCCAUGAAACUACAGUGUUAAAUCUUCCCGCCACUUCACUUGCUAAUUUUGUUCAAUUGUCACAAGCUCAAUUUGUUAAUCCUGCAACGGGUCAAAUAAUGGGACAUUUAAAAAUAGAAAAAUGAUCAAAUAGUAGCUAAAACUUGUGAGUUUAAGCUCAAGUCCAUCGUCGGUCAAUAGUUUGUACCAUAUUCUCAAUUUUGUAUAAUCUCUGCCCGCUCCAGUCGGACACAUCGAUGUAAGUUAGACAUUUUUUUUAUUUCACUUUGUGCUGUUUUACUUGUACAUACAAUAUUUUAUUUAAAUAUUUCUAAUUAAGAAUAAGUUUUAAAUUUUAUAUAUUCUAGGUUAACUUUCAGCAUCAAAUUUUGUGUAAUUUUCUGUUAAAUUCGUGUUUGUUUUUGUUUGUUCUUACUAAUUGCCCUUUUGUUUAACUUUGAAUAGUUUUCUGUGAAUUUUAAAUACAGGGAUGGCCAGCCAAUUUAUUUAAUGCCAUAAAAAAAGGCUACUACAUUAAUAGGUCGAUUAUGGAUUGCAACCCCACUUCAGUUGAGUUUCCAACGGACAAAUUUCUUAUAGGAAUGUCCAUUUCUGGAUUUAAUUGCAUACGUUUUUUAUAAUUUAUUUAGUUGUUGAACGUUCAAAACACUGAUAUCGAAUGAUAUCAACUUAAUAUUAAUUUUUAUUUCCUGGCAACGCAACUAUACUUGGGUUGCCAUCCAAAAUCGAUUCCUAAGAGUGUUCGCGUACUUCAAAAUUCGUACCAAAAGGAGAGAGCGGGA
Molecule: messenger RNA, 4323 nt
Organism: Stomoxys calcitrans (stable fly)
Lineage: Eukaryota; Metazoa; Arthropoda; Insecta; Diptera; Muscidae
Gene: pad
Product: putative mediator of RNA polymerase II transcription subunit 26
Exons: 7
Coding region: 277-3666 (1129 amino acids)
Biological process (GO): regulation of transcription by RNA polymerase II
Cellular component (GO): nucleus
Molecular function (GO): DNA-binding transcription factor activity, RNA polymerase II-specific; zinc ion binding; RNA polymerase II transcription regulatory region sequence-specific DNA binding
Source: RefSeq, a predicted model, not a curated record